Dipodomys spectabilis (banner-tailed kangaroo rat) is the source of this 663-nucleotide messenger RNA. It is a transcript of the gene CUNH20orf204, whose product is annotated as chromosome unknown C20orf204 homolog. NCBI's taxonomy places the organism in Eukaryota, Metazoa, Chordata, Mammalia, Rodentia, Heteromyidae. The transcript is spliced from 4 exons. The coding region runs from base 1 to 663 and encodes 220 amino acids. The record is from RefSeq and is a predicted model, not a curated record.
AUGGAGCGAUGUCCAGUGUCCCCGGAGGCGGCCCUCUGCGUGCUGCUGCUGGCGCUGCCCGGGGCCUGGCCAGGCCGGCCGGGGCCCGGCUCCUGCCGCGUCCCGGAGAUGCUCCACCACUACCGCGCCGUCAUCUUCCAGGACCUGAAGGCGGCCUUGCGGCUGCGGCUACCCUUGCCAGCUGCCGCGCAUGCGCGGCCAGGCUCUAGACAGAACCACCUGGGAGCUGGCGGCGGGCGGGGCUGGCCUGGAGCCUCCUGCGGUGCCCGACAGGAGCGCACCAUCCUCCUGUCCAUCGAGUCUCUGGUGUGGACCCUGCGCGGAGCGGCGGCCGAGGGCCGUCGGGGCGCCCUGGAGAGAGCGGCGUGGACGGUGGCGGUGAGGACGCAGGCGGUGAUGCGCCGCCACUGCUGGACCGCGCGCCAGGGCAGCCGGCCCCGAGCGCGCCCCGCCCCGGCCCGGAGUCGCGGCGGCCGGAGGCGGCUCCUGAUGCGCGCGCUGGGCACCGUCGCCACCUGCUGGAGCCAGCUCUUCGCGCUGGGCGCCGCGGGCCGGGGCCACGCUGACCCCGCCGCCGGACACCGGGGCCCAGCCCGGCCGCUCCCCGGCCGAGCCCCCCCCACGGCCCGAGCCCCCCCACGGCCCGAGCCCCCCACAGGCUGA